This is a messenger RNA of Dromaius novaehollandiae (emu), 1174 nucleotides long. Its product is annotated as gametocyte-specific factor 1-like. The record is from RefSeq and is a predicted model, not a curated record. Bases 91 to 588 code for a protein of 165 amino acids. Lineage: Eukaryota; Metazoa; Chordata; Aves; Casuariiformes; Dromaiidae. The transcript has 7 exons.
GCGGGCACCUCAGUGCACGCGGCCGCCCGCGCGGGGAGAGCAGGCCCCGACCGCGGCCUCCUCUGGCGCCUGUGGCGUCGACGCCCCGCGAUGGAGGUGGAGGAUGACUUCGAUGUUUUCGAUCCAGAGAGAUUAGUGCAAUGCCCAUAUAAUAAGCAUCAUCAAAUCAGAGCCCGCCGAUUUCCCUAUCACCUUGUAAAAUGCAGGAAGAGCUACCCUCGAGUUGCAAAGGAGUUGACCACGUGCCCCUUCAAUGCCCGCCAUCUAGUGCCUCAAGCUGACCUGCGUGAUCACAUAUCGAAUUGCCAUGACAAAAGGUUCAUUGAGGAAGAUAUAGUGAGUGAGUCCAGUGACUUCCAGAGAAGGCAGAUGAAUCCUGUGAGCACAUGGCAGGCACCGCCGUGCGAUGAAGACUGGGAUACAGAGUCCCGGGAGCAGCUGACUUCUCCAUUUGUUCUGGGCAUGGCCAACGAUGGCCUAAAGAGUGCCACCUUGGAACAUAAGGAUUACCUGCCUGCAGGUUUACGUGCCCCUGAGUCCUCUCCAUACAGCGUGCCAGAGAAGGCUGUAAGUAAGAAAGCACCGUGAUCACUCUGUCACAGCUUGGAGCCUCCACUUUGUUGCCAUGUGGGUGUAUGGAACUUCAUGUCGUGCAGUAAUGAGGAAUGCUGUGUGAAUUCCUUACAAUAUGCAUAAUAGCAAACAGCUGGAAUUUAAACAGUACCCUUAAGUACUUGUCCAGUCUCCAUGAGGGUUUCGUAGUUCUCCUUUAUAAAGAAUAAUUUUCCAACCCUUUAACAUGUUUGAGAGUUCUAGCAGACCUGUUCUUUCCUGUGGCAGGGGAAGAUGGUUAAAACUACUAUAAAAACAUCUUUAAGACUGUGGAAAUGUUUGGAAUAAACAGUAGGUUUACUUUCUCAAAAUGGAUGCAAAGUAUAAAAUGGGAGCUCAAUAUAUAAACACACAGAAUUAAGAAACAACACGUCUGGCAUUUGUGUAGAAAGAAAUUAACAUCAAAGGCAUUUUGAAAAGUGUGUUCCUCAAAAAACUGAACUUUCACCAUUUGUAGUACUACCAAUGCAAAACCACACAUGUUGACAAGCAUGCGCAGUUGUAUUCUGUUAAGGCUCUUGUUCAAAAUGACAAUUUAGAAUAAAAAGAUUGCUAUGAAUCC